AUGUCAGUGGCACUAAUCGCGGAAACAUUUUCAAUGGUAUAUGUGGAAGAAAUAGAUAACAGCGUAGCAGUGGGACAUGCCGAUGUUAUGAACGGAGUAUCAUUGAUUGCAGAACGAUUAGCUUCUUACAGAAAUUGUCUUAUUGCUGUAGUUCUUCCUAAGCAUCCAGCAUUUGUUUCUGCUAUUCUUGGAGUUAUGGAAACGAAGAAUUGCUUUGUCUGUUGUUCAAGCAGUGAAAUGGCAAACAGAUAUCGUAGUGCUACAGUAUCUUGUAUUAUUUCUUCCAUCGCUUCAGAAGACAAUCAUUCAUCAAUUAAUAUACAUGGUUUACAAAUUUAUUUCCACCACAAUGGGUAUUAUUGUCUGGAUAAAUUUGGAAAAGAUAGACUUUGCUAUUUGAUUACGACAUCGGGUACAUUAGGAGAACGAAAAGAAGUUCUUGUUCCGUACAGUUGCAUAAUGCCUAAUAUUUGGGAUUUCAGUCGUCGAUUCCGAAUCACAGUUUCUGACGUUAUUCUUUUCGUUACGGCAGCAACAUUUGAUCCAUUUGUUGUGGAAAUUCUUUUAGCUGUAGUAAAUGGUGCAAAACUAUUGGUUAUUCCUGAUUCAUUUCGUUCCAUGCCGUCGAAAUUAGCCGAUACAAUCAUGAAAUACAGUGUAACCUUUAUUCAGAUGACACCUUCACAAUUGAAAAUUCUACCUCGUCAAACUUUGACAAAGAUUUUUGUCGGCCAUUCAACCGUACGAACAUUAAUCCUAGGUGGUGAAACAUUUCCAACAAAUUUUAUUAAGCGUUUUCAAAUUGGUCACCAUUUCAUUAAUUUCUACAAUGUGUAUGGAGUCACGGAAGUAUCCUGCUGGGCUUCAUGUCAUAGAGUCGAUUGGAAAGAAACCCGUGUGGAAAUUGGUGAACCAUUAUUGGGUACAAAAUUCAAAAUUAGUGAAACUGGUGAAUUGCUUAUCGGUGGUUCGAGGCGAUGUUUCAUAAAUGGUAAACUGUCUGGAGCUUGGCUUCCCACUGGUGAUAUUGUUGAACUUACUGAGAUGGGGAAAAUUUACUGGUGUGAUCGAUCGGAUGAUCAGCAGAAGAUUAAUGGGAUAAAUGUAAGCUUAUCAGGAUUGGCUCGAAAAGUGGAAGAAUAUGAUGGUAUUCAGUCAGCUUUAGCAUUACGUCGCGAACAGUCCAUUUUACUAUUUGUACAUAUCGAAAAUAGUGCAAAUAUGCAAGCUGAUUUAUGCAAAAAGUUGGAUAUGAAAUUGCCACUGACGGUCAUUUUAGUCGACAAUUGGCCAGUGACUGGAAAUGGAAAAAUCGAUCGUCGAAAGUUAAUACAAAUUUUCGAGCAAAAAAAUUUGGUUUUUACGAUGGAAGAGUUGAGCAAAUUAUUUGAAAAUCUUAACAUAAAUCUAAAAACCAAUCAAGAAAUGACGUUCAAAGACUUGGGUUUGAAUUCAUUACGUGCAGCUGAAUUGACUCUGAAAACGGAACAUCUUUUGAAGCAACGCAACUUUCCACUUUUGCAAUAUCUUCUUUCGGAUACUGGAACGAUUGCUGGAUUUUUGGAUGCGCUUGAUUUCAAUCAAAAUGUUCGAGAAAGGGAUACUACACAUGUGCGAGAAGUUCGUAUAAGGCCAAUAGAAAGUUCCAUUACUAUCAAGUUAUUGUGGGAAUAUAAUUUGGGAAAAUGCAUCGAUGCAACGCCUACAGUCGAAAAUGGCUCAGUUUUUCUGGGGUCACAUUCUGGACAAUUCGUUUCAUUAUCUCUGGAUGGAAAUAAAGAAUGGGAAGUUCAAUUUGGUGGACGAAUUGAAGCAACUGCUUGUUGCCAAAAUGGUAUCAUUGCUGUUGGCUGUUACGAUGGCUAUCUAUAUUUUUUGGAUGAGAAGAGUGGACAAUUAAUAUGGACAUUUGGCACAGGAAAUAUCAUUAAAUCAUCUCCUGUACUUAUCGAUGCGGGAAGCAGAUGCUUGUUUGGUUCACAUGACAAAUGUCUUUAUUUGCUUGAUGUCAAGAAUCACAAGAUGUUGUGGAAAGUUAUCUGUGACGGUAGCAUCCUAUCUUCACCUGCGCCUACCGAUACAAUUGUAUUGUGUGCCACUUUACAAGGAGAAUUUUUUGGUGUCGAAUUAGCCACUGGUAAUGUCUUUUGGAAAAUUCAAUUAGCUGCGCCGAUAUUUGCAAAUUUAUGCAUUAUAGAACCCAACCGUGUACUAGUUGCGAAUGUUAAAGGAUUAGUAUCGUUGUGUGAUACAAGAACUGGACAUAUAGUAUACCAGUAUGAUGUCUUGGAGUGUAUUUUCGCAACACCAAUACUAUUUUCGGAUGAUAUCAAUAAUUCUAACAUAUCACUUAUCGUAACGCAAGCUUCUUCACUGUUCUUGUUACAAACAGAUACGCUUCAACUGCUCUGGUACAUAAGAAUUGAUGGAGUAGGAUCGUUUCUACGAGCACCGGAAGUUCUGAAUAAUGAAGGAUAUCUUUUUAUUCAGGAUUCUUCCGGUACAUUGUUAGCUAUCAAAGGAUUGAGAGAUAUGAUGAAGAAAAAUGCUGUGGAUGUAAAAAUUUCCACGAUGAAAAUUAUCAAAGUUUUAAAAGUACCCGGUGAAACUUUCGGUGGAGUGCGAAUUUUAAAAGUGGAGAAAAGAGAUAGUAGUAAGAGUGAUAGCAAUAGUAAUAGUAGUAAUAGUAGUGAAACGGCAGUUGUCUCUUAUCGUGCUUUGAUUGGAAGUCGUGAUGAUCGUAUACGGUGCUUUUAUUUUUCACUUUAA
Cercopithifilaria johnstoni is the source of this 2769-nucleotide messenger RNA. The record is from the annotation of a GenBank genome assembly. NCBI's taxonomy places the organism in Eukaryota, Metazoa, Nematoda, Chromadorea, Rhabditida, Onchocercidae.